Molecule: messenger RNA, 375 nt
Organism: Baudoinia panamericana UAMH 10762
Lineage: Eukaryota; Fungi; Ascomycota; Dothideomycetes; Mycosphaerellales; Teratosphaeriaceae
Exons: 2
Source: RefSeq, a predicted model, not a curated record
ACGCACGCAGUCAGCAGCAGAGGUCUCGCACGCCAUUGAUACUGUCUUCUGGCACGCUGUCAACGGCCUCGGCCUGCUGUGUCUCCUUUGUGCCUCAGUUCGCUUCUGGGCCGGAAGCCUUCUGAGUCCACUCUUAUACUCUUCCAAAGCGACCAUCACACUGCAGGACCAUCCUAAACUCGCGACAUUUGCAUGGACCCUGUUUGGCACGCUCCUCGAAACUCUGCACGACCACACUGUUUAACAAUAUUCUCCGUAUCAGCAGCCAGCAGCUAUUACGCCAGGGAGCUACAAUCGUAACGGUCGAAUUUUGGCACAAAUCGGCUACCCAUUCACCGUCAAUUCGUCUCAUGGAAAUCUCUCCCAGCUGUCGCG